Blepharisma stoltei is the source of this 261-nucleotide messenger RNA. The record is from the annotation of a GenBank genome assembly. NCBI's taxonomy places the organism in Eukaryota, Ciliophora, Heterotrichea, Heterotrichida, Blepharismidae.
AUGGAAAUAAUCAAAGCUACAAUACACACAAAAUUUAAAUGUUUUUUAUGCUCGUACUGCUUUCAGCACGAAAUCGCAAGCUCACUAUUGCUAUGGAGAAUUGAAGAGAGAUGAAUUUAUAAUUUACAAUUCAUGAAGAAAAGAUGAACAACAUUGAAGAGAUACCAGCAUUUUAAAAUUAAAAAGUCAAUUGUCACUUUACAACUCAUUGGAUAUUCGAUAUCUAUUUGCUGUUGAAAAGUUAUGGUUUUUAACUCCUAA